Messenger RNA from Botrytis cinerea B05.10, 1349 nucleotides. RefSeq lists its product as hypothetical. The record is from RefSeq and is a predicted model, not a curated record. Bases 158 to 1045 code for a protein of 295 amino acids. The transcript has 3 exons. Gene Ontology annotation, cellular component: precatalytic spliceosome. Lineage: Eukaryota; Fungi; Ascomycota; Leotiomycetes; Helotiales; Sclerotiniaceae. Gene Ontology annotation, biological process: RNA splicing.
GGUAUAGCUUCUAUUUUGUUUCAUUUUCUUUUACUUUAUAAACAGCCAUACCUUCCUUAAAAUUGGAUUGGAUUUUUUUGAAAAAAUCAAAAUCAAAAUCAAAUAAACAGCAGUACCUUCCUUGAAUAGGAUCUCAAAAACUCAAAAUUUAUUCAAAAUGUCGGAUUUACCAAGAAGAAGACAACGUCCUGAUAGUACCAAAAUGUGGGAGGAAAGCGAAAGCCGUGGUUCUGCUCGAGACCGAGAUGAGAUCCAUGAUCGAGGAGAUCGACGCGAUGACCGAAAUCGCAAUCAUGAUCGCAGUCGCAAAGAGAGAAGCAGGUCGCCGCGCGAUUCGAGAGAUCAUAGACGCAGUUCGUACCGAGAUCGAGAGAGAGAACGAGACCGCGGGGGUAGGAGAGAUGAAUAUCGGGAUGGGCGCGGUAGUGACAGGAAUAGAGAUUAUCGGGAGAGAAAUGAUGAGAGGUCGGAUAAGAGAGAUGGUCAUCGGAGAGAUGUGCCGGAUAGAACUAGAGAUGAUACGCGACAAUCUCGAGGAAUGGAUGAGGAUAGAAUUGCGAGAAAAGACAAUGAGCGAUCAUCGGGAGAGAAAUCAAAUGAACGAGCACGAUCUAGGAGUCCGCGGCGCGACAAUGAGCGAGAUUAUAAAGAAGAUAGAGGUGGUGAUAGGAUACGAAAUAGCGAAUACAUAGACGACGCUCCACAACCAGUAAGCUUCAGUAUUGGGGCUGGUCACACAAAUACAGCUACAGCUCAAGAUCACGACCGGAUGGAUGUUGACGGCGGGAACAAGAAGGCGUCACGGCAUAAGAAGAAGAUUGAGGAGGAGGAGGAGGAAGAAGAGGACGACGAUAUUGUGGUGGAGGAUGAUGGAAUGGCAGCCAUGCAGGCCAUGAUGGGAUUUGGGGGAUUCGCAACGACACAAAAUAAACAGGUAGCAGGAAAUAAUGUUAGUGCGGUGAGGAAGGAAAAGAAGACACAGUAUCGUCAAUACAUGAAUCGGGUUGGAGGAUUUAAUAGACCUCUGAGUCCGAGUAGGGAUUAAUUGAGGAGCACAGGAGUGGAGUGUAAGAAUAAGUCAAGUCAUGGCAGACAGGCCAGAUGAGGGGUUCCAUAUGGAGGGAGGGGAAGAUUGUAUGAAUUUGCAGCAUUGCGGAUUGAAGAUUGGCCAAUUGGUUUAAUAGAUGACCACAUGAUAUCCGGAGAGUUACCAACCUUGUUUAUUAGCAUUUUUUUGGAGCAUUUCCCCAUACUGGUAUAGGACAUGGCAUGGUAUAGCGAGGGACGAGUAGUCAAGAGGAUAAAUACUCAGGAACACUUUCCCGCUUACCGGAAACAUAAUUCAUUUA